Molecule: messenger RNA, 2625 nt
Organism: Rhodamnia argentea
Lineage: Eukaryota; Viridiplantae; Streptophyta; Magnoliopsida; Myrtales; Myrtaceae
Product: receptor-like protein 43
Exons: 1
Coding region: 1-2625 (874 amino acids)
Molecular function (GO): protein binding
Source: RefSeq, a predicted model, not a curated record
AUGGGUUCACCAAAAUUAGCGACACUAGUGUCUCUUCUACCUUCCUUUGCCCUUUUCACAGUGCUUUCAGUCAUCAUUCCACUAGGUGCAAUUCCUGCUUGCGCCUCCACACUAGAAGCACAAGCCCUUCUCAAAUGGAAAUCCAGCCUUCAAAACCAAAACCAACCCACCUCUUCUCUAUCUACAUGGACUCUCCCUUCACAGAAUGCCACCGAAUUCAAUCCGACGGCAGCGAGCCCAUGCGGUUGGUACGGCAUCUCGUGUAAUGUAGCUGGGAGCGUGAUCGGAAUCAAUCUCACCAGUUCGAACAUCAGAGGUACCCUCGAUGAGUUCCCGUUCUCGUCUUUGCCAUAUCUUACGUACAUAGACGUGUACAUCAAUGAACUCUUCGGUGGCGUUCCGCCUAAAAUCGGUCUUUUAACCAAUCUCACCUACCUUGACCUCUCCUUCAAUCACUUAUCUGGGAUAAUACCGCGGGAGAUUGGUGACCUCACGAAGCUCGAGGUGCUUCACCUUCUCUCUAACAAAUUGAAUGGCUCUAUUCCUGGUGAGAUAGGUCAGUUGCGUAUGCUGAACGAGCUUGCCUUGUAUUCAAACCAGUUGGAUGGAUCUCUUCCUUCUUCCUUGGGUAACUUGAGCAGCCUCGCUAGGUUAUACAUCUAUAACAAUUCAUUUUCCGGGUCUAUUCCUCUAGAAUUGGGGAAUUUGACAAACUUGGAGGAGAUUUACAUGGAUACCAACCACCUGACGGGGCCAAUUCCUCCCCCUUUUGGGAAAUUGAUGAAACUAAGAGAACUGCAUGUAUUUGAUAAUGAACUUACUGGUUCCAUCCCACCGGAGCUUGGGAACUUGAGACUUCUCCGCAGACUCAGCCUAUACUACAAUAAUCUUACCGGUUCAAUCCCCUCAACGUUAGGCAAUUUAACAGAUCUUACCCUCUUUUAUCUAUAUGGCAACCAGCUUUCUGGUAACAUUCCCGAUGAGUUAGGAAAUCUCCGGGCUAUGCUUGAAUUGGAUCUGACCCAAAAUCAGCUCACCGGUCCCAUUCCUCCUUCUUUGGGUAAUCUGACUGAGCUACAAUAUCUAUUCCUCAGCAGUAACCGACUUUCGAGUUCAAUUCCUGGAUCCUUGGGAAAACUCCGGGCUAUGGUCACAUUAUAUAUGUCUGGAAAUCAGCUCACCGGUCCAAUUCCUUUUUCUUUCGGCAAUCUCACUCGCCUAGUCAAUCUAUCCCUCGCCAACAAUCAACUUUCGGGACGGUGGCCAACAGAAGGUUUCUCAAAUACAUCGUUGUCAAUGAUUGCUUUGUCCUACAACAAAUUUGAAGGCCCACUUCCACUUCCAUCACCCUCCACAUCAUACUAUUCGAUCAGAAACAACAAAAUAGAGGGGAAGAUCUCUUCUUCGAUAUGCAUCGCCACUCACCUCUCGAUCCUCCUCUUGUCUAAUAAUAGCUUAACCGGUAGCCUGCCCGAGUGCUUAUCAAACAGUGUCAUUGGUUUAUUGGUUUUGAACUUGCGAAGUAAUCGUCUUUCAGGCACAAUCCCCGUAAGAUUUUUACUGCGAAGUAGCUUGAGAACUCUUGACUUGAGUCAAAAUCAAUUCGAAGGCACAUUGCCACGAUCCCUUGUCAAUUGCAAAAACCUGGAAGUUCUAGAUUUCAGCAACAAUAAGAUAGAGGAUAAUUUCCCGGCAUGGCUAGGAACACUUCCAGAGCUAAAAGUUCUUAUUUUGAGGUCCAACAAUUUUAAGGGACAUUUGGAUUUUCCAAUGGUAGCUCAUCUCUUUCCCAAGUUGCACAUUUUGGACAUCUCGGACAACAACUUCGCUGGUCCUUUACCAGCCAAUUUGAUAGGGAAACUUCAUGGAAUGAUGAAUAUACAAAUUGGGCAGGAGGUACAAGACAAAUCAUCAUUGUACAUGAGGCAAGUGUCUAGUACGAUGACCUACAGUGAUUCUGUGGCAGUGAUAAUUAAAGGAAAUGAGAUUCGGCUAGAGAGAAUCUUGACCAUCUUCACAACCUUGGACUUAUCACUCAACUCUUUUGAAGGGAACAUCCCAAAUGUUAUUGGACAUCUCUAUUCUCUCAUAGGGCUCAACCUUUCCCACAACCACCUCACUGGGUCCAUUCCUCCAAUCAUUGGAAACUUAACUAAUCUUGAAUGGCUGGAUCUAUCUUCAAACAAGCUUAGUGGGAGGAUUCCCAGAGAAUUGGGAGAUUUGGCAUUCCUCGAGUAUUUAAACCUCUCAGAAAACCAACUCACAGGCCGCAUUCCUCAAGACAAGCAACUGAGCACAUUCACAAGCGACUCAUUUCGUGGAAAUAUGGGCCUAUAUGGGAUGCCAUUACAAAACACAAGCCUUGAUGAUGCUCAAUCUCUUCCGCCACCACCAACGUUCUUCCAAGAGGAUAGUACAAAAGAGCGCACAAGUUGGUUUGAAUGGAAAGUCGUGGGGAUAGGCUAUGUGUCUGGAAUCGUGAUUGGAAUCUCCAUGGCGUACAUUUCAUGGGAAACUGGAAGACCCAAGUGGCUUGCGAGAAAAGUGAGAAGGAUGGAGAGAAGAGGAGCCAAAUGGAUGAAGAAGCCAAAGCGGAAGGCAGUCAAAUUUCAUGGAGGCAGAUGA